UAACGGUUAGUACAGUUAGUACUCUCCACCAAUAAGCUUGUAUUUAGUGGCCAUUCUGGUGCUAUAUUGCUGGCGUCACAUUUGUUGUGGUUGAGGAGAUUCCUCCCUUCCAUAUGUAAAGAGCUUUGAGUGCAGUGAAAAGUAAGAAAUUAUUAUUAUGAUUAUUAUUAGCUUACGGUUAGUUGCUAGUAGACAGCCAUUCCACUGUCUGUAUUUCCAUUUGUACUUGCUGUAUUGUGUCACUGUAUUUACAUAAAACUGAACUUUGCUCAACUUUUUGUUGCAUCAACAACUGGCGUCUCAGACUCUUACUGAAACUGAAUUUUGGUUCACACAACUGAGUUUUGGUUGCUUUGUCUGCAGCUCAGUGUCAGUGUAAAUGCCCUUUAAACAUUUUGUCACUCAUAUAAAGAAUUUUUAUCAACUAUGGGCAUUGUGGACUUUUUGAAACUCUCUUUAAACACACUUUUCACACUCUCACUAGUUUAUAUAAUUUAUCUACUAACAAUGUUCAGCAUUUUUUUUUUUCUUAAGGUGUCUUUUUCACCACAGCUCAAAUAAUGUACUGUUUAACUGCAUUUUGUGGUUACAAUGAAAUUGAUGCAAAUUACAUUUUAAAAAUAGUUUUGUAAUAAAAGGACAAAAUCAUUGCAUUUUAUGUAUCCUAAAUACACAAAAUGAAAUAAUAUUUCCUCGCUUUUUUGCAGAAUUUGAGAAAAUGACAUCUGAAUUUGAAAUUACCAUAAAAAACUGUAUUGUAUCAAGUGGUUAAUUUCUCUUCACCAAUAAAUCAUUGUGACCCCCUGAUGUUUACCAACUUACCUUGAAUUAGAGGUGUGGAAAAGGAGAGUUCCUAACUGUACACUUAGGGAUACUUAGCGGUAUCCAACUAUAAUGAGCAAGAUAAUGUGAGCUCCACUUUGUCAUUGUAAUUCAGCACAUUUUCAUGAAGUUAAACUACACAGAGACUAAUUUUGAGGCUCAGAGGUCGCUCAUUCAUAGCUCAUAAGACCUAAUGAAGUUCUUAGUUAUUUUUAUUGAAGCCAUUUCACUGGAAAAACUAAAAUGAGUCAAUUGUUUACAUAUAUGUAAGAGUAUAGAGCUAUAAACUGAGCACGGAUAGCAGGUCACAUUAUUUGAUUUGAAAUAAUUUGAGUGUGACUUUUGAUUGAAGACUGUGCUUUUUUUUGUACAGUUUUUUGAUAUUGGUCUCUGAUACUCGAGGUAUUUUUCACAGAAGAGCAUUUUGAGAAGAAAAACAUAUCUACUACGUAAUUGCUGUCUUGGAGAAACAACUGAGACACUUAAAACCAUUUGUAUUUUUUUUCCUUCCAAGUUUUACUGCAUAUAGCCAACAGUCAGUGUCACGUCAACUCAAAUAAACUCAAACGACUCACGUCAACACAAAUCAUAACUGAACAUUUAGUGGAGUAUUUGCUAAACCCCCAUUUGUACAUUUUCAGAUCCAGACUUUUGCUUUUUAUGUGCAUCAGUCUGUCGAGUGUAAUAGAGUAUCCAGUGUAUAAUGUGUCAGUGUUAGUGCAUGAGAGAGGGGGCAGAGAAUGGAGGCAGGCCUGGAGGCGGAGCCUUCGCUCUGAUUGGCUGCAGCCAAAAGGGGCUGUCACAGAGAGGGCUGGAUUAGCGGAGGUGGGGGAGGUGCCUCGCUUGCUCUGUACCUUUCAGCUGCAGAUCAGAGCACAACGGCGAGAGAUUAACACUGUUCACAAGCCCUGAGACGUGAGGAAAAUGGAAGAGGACCAUGAAUGUGUCCGUCCAAGGGACAGAAAGCUGAUUUAGGGAUGCCCAGCACUGGUUUGUUCCUCUAGGAGUGCCUCAGGGUAAGGACUCACUGUCCCUUGUCUGUCUCUUUUAGGAGUCUCUCUGAUCCUGUGAGGCAUGGACUACAUAUAAUUUCAACCUUCCUGGGACUCUUCCUCUAAGAUUUCGGAGCGUCUUUUUUACAGCGUCUAAAAGAGUGAGGAAUAUUUGUGUCACGCACUGAUUCAAUCAGACUUGAGAGGUUUCAUUCGAGAGGUCCUUUCUCUCUGUCUUUAUGGUCAUGCACUGAAAUCAUCAGUUCGUGCACUGAGGGCACACCUGUCUCUCAAAUUCACUCACUUGUGUGGAUCUAACCAGAACUCCGCAGCUGGAAUGUUGCGAUGGAUAUUGUGAUGGAUAUUGGGAUCGCUGUGUACUUCAUUUCACGCUGAACCUGCCGCACAAGACAAGGUGAAAAAGGAUGAACUCAGACUCUCUUCCUCCGCUACUUCUCCUGCCUGGAGACUGCGUGACAGAUCACGCUGGGCCAAAUCCUUGGAAGUGUGGGAUUUACUGCUGACUAAGGACUCGUUUGACAAGCUGAGCGGGUGGAGGAACGAAAACGAGGUGGAAAAAGGGAAGAUAUUGUUAAAUAUUCAGUAAGGUUUCAGAGGGGUUGAAAGUAAAGGUUCUCAGUGAUUACUCAGUCUGGGUCAGCAGUUACGUCUUCUUGGCAUCAUAGAUCUUCCAGGACGCAUUCUGAAGAAAGGAUGCUGCAGGAGACCAGUGUGAGAGUAAGCCCAACCUGAUCGCUCCAUCCAAUCCUCCCGCCCAGUCCUCCACAAUCCCAGGAUGCUCUGCCCCUGCCGAGGGAAGCUGAAGUUGCUGGUGGUGUCUCUGAGUUUCGUCAUCCUGUUCACCUGGUUUUACCUUCUUGUGGGGAACUCGGAAAACGGGCGUUCCCUGCUCCUCUCCGCAUGCUUGGUGGAAUCUACAGAAGCACGACUGCUGGAACGGGAUGUCCUGGCAUCGCGGGUUCGAGAGGUGGAGGAAGAGAACCGGCAGAUCCGACUCCAGCUGAGCCAAUCGCAGGGCCUGGCUGCCCAGCCUGCCGAUGGUAACUAUGGCAACCAGCAGUGGGUGGCAUCGGCAGACACCGGUCCAGAGGACGUGGAGAACACAGCGGAGGAACGGGCCAAUCACAGCGAGUGUUCUCGCUCGCCCACCGCGGAGAAGUGUGAGCUGAUUCACGUGGCAUGUGUAUGUGCGGGUCACAAUGCCAGUCGGGACGUGGUCACACUGGUCAAAUCCAUCCUGUUCCACAGGAGAAACCCACUGCACUUUCAUUUCAUCACAGACACAGUGGCCAAUCAGAUCCUCAGCACUCUGUUCCAGUCAUGGAUGGUACCGUCCGUACAAGUCAGCUUCUAUGACGCUGAUGAACUCAAAUCAGAGGUGUCGUGGAUACCAAACAAACACUAUUCAGGAAUUUAUGGCCUGAUGAAGCUCACUCUCACCAAAGCUCUGCCAUCCAACCUUUCAAAGGUCAUCGUCCUCGAUACAGACAUCACCUUCGCCACUGAUAUCGCCGAGCUGUGGGCCAUCUUCCGAAAGUUCACAGAGAAACAAGUGAUUGGUCUGGUGGAGAAUCAGAGUGAUUGGUACCUCGGUAAUCUGUGGAAAAAUCACAAACCCUGGCCAGCCCUCGGACGGGGGUUUAACACAGGUGUGAUUUUACUCUACCUUGAGAGACUGCGCAGGAUGGGCUGGGAACAGAUGUGGAGACUGACAGCAGAGAGAGAGCUAAUGAGCAUGCUUUCAACAUCCCUGGCAGACCAGGAUAUAUUCAACGCAUUCAUAAAGCAGAACCCAGUUCUGGUGCAUCAGCUUCCGUGCUUCUGGAACGUACAGUUAUCGGACCACACUCGCUCUGAACAGUGCUACACUGAGGUGUCGGAUCUAAAGGUCAUUCACUGGAACUCUCCUAAAAAGCUGAGGGUAAAAAACAAGCAUGUGGAAUUUUUCCGUAAUCUUUACUUGACAUUCCUGGAGUACGAUGGGAAUCUUCUCAGACGAGAACUCUUUGGCUGUCCCAGUCAGGCCAGCUCAGAGAGCACAGUGCUUCAGCAAGCACUAGAGGAGUUAGAUGAGGACGACCAGUGCUAUGAUUUUCGGAGGGAGCGAAUCAUGGUGCACAGGGUGCAUCUGUACUUCUUGCAGUACGAAUACACACCUACAGAUGAUGGCACGGACAUCACGCUGGUCGCACAGCUCUCUAUGGACAGACUGCAGAUGCUGGAGGCGAUCUGUAAACACUGGGAGGGCCCCAUUAGUUUGGCCCUCUACAUGUCUGAUGCUGAGGCCCAGCAGUUCCUGCGCUACGCUCAGGCCUCUGAAGUCCUCAAAAACCGCAAGAAUGUGGGCUAUCAUAUCGUUUAUAAGGAGGGUCAGUUCUACCCUGUCAAUCUGGUACGCAAUGUGGCGCUCCACAAUGUCAACACACCGUACGUUUUUCUGACUGAUGUAGAUUUUCUGCCCAUGUACGGCCUCUAUGAAUACCUCAGAAGAAGUAUAGUCCAACUGGACAUGGCCAAUACCAAGAAGGCUCUGGUUGUGCCCGCCUUUGAGACGUUGAGAUAUCGCCUUUCCUUCCCUAAAUCUAAGGCAGAGCUGCUGUCUAUGCUGGACAUGGGGACUCUUUACACCUUCAGAUAUCAUGUCUGGACAAAGGGUCAUGCGCCAACCAAUUAUGCCAAAUGGAGGACAGCCACAACGCCAUACAAGGUGGAAUGGGAGGCAGACUUUGAGCCGUACGUCGUCGUGCGACGAGACUGUCCUGAGUACGACCAGAGAUUUGUUGGCUUUGGCUGGAACAAAGUAUCCCAUAUCAUGGAGCUUGAUGCUCAGGAGUAUGAUCUUAUUGUGUUACCAAAUGCCUUCAUGAUCCACAUGCCCCACGCGCCCAGCUUUGACAUCUCAAAGUUUCGCUCCAGUCCAAGUUACCGCUACUGCUUGACGACUCUGAAGGACGAGUUCCACCAAGACCUUUCUCGAAAGUACGGUUCUGCUGCUCUCAAGUACCUCACAGCACAGAGGAACAUCUGAAAUCUGUUUCAAACGUACUUCGGCACACAGGAGAUUGGCUCGGUCUAGUCGUUUGAGGCUCAACAGCCAACAUGCUGCUCUGCUACAUGUUACGGUGUCUAGAGGUACGAAGCUGCCCUGCUAAAAUCAGAGCUUUAAUUCUUCUUUUUGAUAAGUCAUACAGCAGAGAACUGUGAAAACCAAUGACAUGAGCACCACAACCAUCUCAGACUGGUGGCGAAAACUCGACCAAACAUUUCAACCGCUAAAAAGCGCAGAGGACAUCGGUAUACGUUCGCGACGACUCGCUUUCUUAUAGCCUACAAUGAACGGUCAUAACAAAGACCUUUUUUGACAAUCAGGGCUUUUUCUUCACUAAAGAUCUACGGCUAGUGAUUCGUGGCUCUACGCGGCUUUGGACCUGGCCGAAACCAUCCGGUGAUGGGCCGAAAAGGACAAGAAAUGAAUGAGCUUUCCAAAGACUCUUCUGCUGGACUGAAGUGUGAGGAGGCCAUCAAGACAAGAGGGACAUUUAAGCCUUAUAAUUUCCUUGUUAUUUAAAAUAUUUAAAAGUAUUUUUUUGUUUUUAACGAAGACAAAACAGUUUAUGAACAACGACCUACAGCCUACGUAUGUUUUACAAUAUAAAAAAAGAAAAAUCGCAUUAUUUUUUAAUUUAGAAACACUGAUUUGCUUGUAGCGAAAGAAGCUUGAAUGCUCGAUAGGGGUGCAAGGGAGUAUUUUGUGUGGUUUCAGAGGUCCCGAAUGUUAGUCGUUUAUGAUUUCGGUGAGAAAUGAUCAGAGCGUAUAAUUGCUGCAUUUAUAAUUGUCACAUAACAAAUGGCGCAUAUUAUGACAUGCUUAAACAUCCAGUAUCAUAGUGUAUACCAGGACACUUUCCUGCUCUGAACUCACAUCACUUUUUUCACUUUUAAAAUUUGCACUACAUACUGUUACUCAAAAAUGAUAUUAUCAAUUAUGAUUAUAUGAUAAAUGAUUAUAUGUACAUUUGCAUUGAGAUCCACUCAAGGGACCAUGAAAAAAACAACAAAAAAAACGGAGCAUCCAGGUUUCUCAAGGACUAAAUAUUUGUUGUCAGUGAUAUAAAACACUUUCUGUCAUUGAAAGCGGUAUUUAUUGUGUAAAAUGUCAGUCACGUUCUGGUCAGUCCUGCAAAUAAUAAUCCAGUGUCCAAUUCAGCAUCAGUCACUCAAGUUAUAAAAGAAAAAACAAGCAUCGCAAACCUGACAAGAAAGUUUGUACGAUCUAUUGUACCAAUGUUGUGUCCCAUCUUUAUAAAGUAACGCUCCUCCAAGUCACAUUGAGUUCACCCCUCAUUCGCCACCCAUGCCCUUCCGCUCCACGAGACUGCAGAAUUACGGUAAAUACCCGUGCCUUUGCUGUGUUGCGAAAACUGGAUAUUGAUUGUACUACUGUACGCAUCAGCGGGGCCUGCGAGAAUACAGGUACUCUAUUUAUUAUUGUUGACUUAAAUCAAUCAUAUUUUUCUAUGUAGGGGACAAAGUGCUUUAAAUAAAUUCUCCCUGUUUCUAUA
Molecule: messenger RNA, 6397 nt
Organism: Megalobrama amblycephala (Wuchang bream)
Lineage: Eukaryota; Metazoa; Chordata; Actinopteri; Cypriniformes; Xenocyprididae
Gene: large2
Product: LARGE xylosyl- and glucuronyltransferase 2
Exons: 17
Coding region: 2611-4863 (750 amino acids)
Biological process (GO): protein O-linked glycosylation via mannose
Molecular function (GO): xylosyltransferase activity; glucuronosyltransferase activity
Source: RefSeq, a predicted model, not a curated record